UGGAGUGGAAGAGGAGCUGAACUGAAUAUGCGAACUAGGGAAGGCGGAGCUCGUUGUCGUCGUGGUGAGGCAGGCGUCAAGUCACGCAUGGAUGUCAUCACGUGCCCACGAGAGGAGCACAUGAAUGUCGUCUGCCAUUGAUUUCUCUGUCCCGCCACGGGCUCGGGCAUCGAACAUCGGACACCAUUGCCUGCGAAUGGCGAAUGGAUUAGCGAGCGAUCGAUCGGAGGGUGGGAGUGGUUGAUUUGCUCGCCGAUCUUCGAGUCCCGCCACGGGUCCCGCUCUCUUCGUAGAUGGAAACAGCAGCGACCGCAGCAUUUCGGAUAAUAGGUUGUUGUGGUCAUGGACGCGGUUUGAAGAUGUGCGCUUCCAUCUCCUCGUCGGCGUGGUCGUCUAUUUUUCGCGCACUCGGUGCUGGUGGUGGCGCGGCCGCUGGCCCGGGCUCUCUGGAAGGAUUCUUCACCAGGAUUCGGCGUGGAGCGCUGGAGUGAGCGUGGGUCGGUGUCGCGAUUAAUUUCCGAAGAUUUCAGGAGCCGAGGACGGUUGUGUCCUUCGUUAUGUAGUGCAUUUUGUUCUUCAGUGCUUGGCUCGAAAGCUGUCAAGCCUGCAGCGCUCCCUGUCAGCGGCGUGUUCUCGGCCUCCAAAUUACUGGAUUCCGAAGAUGGAGACUGUGGCACGGGUAGCGUGAGGACUUUUACAGUGAUUGGAAAUUGGAGGAGCGAUGGUGAAGCAGGGCAAAGGAGACGUGGAAAUUGUUCCGGCUCCUGUUUUCAGGUUUAAGCCCUUGCAAAGCCAAGGCAGGGAGUUUCGUUCAGUUGGUGCAGAUGAUUCUAGCACAGAGUCGGACGAUGGCGAAGGAGCUGCUCACCCGAGCAUGGCUGUAGAGCGAGCUAUUCCAUCAAAAUAUGAAAAAGCUUACGAGAAAACUCCAGUAUACGAAAAGGCUCCCGGUUUUGUAAGCGAUAAACGCGAGAAUCGGCCACCGAAAUCGGCUGCCAAGAAGGCGAAAGAAGCAACAGAGGUGAUGGAGAAGGCUCGAGAGGUUCUUCGGGACGCCACCAGAAGCAGCUCCUCGCAGACCCGCUCGCUCUCCCCUCAAGACGGAAGCUCUGGUGACCUAGUCGAUGAUGCCGCAAACGUCGAAGAGCAACCGCCCGAGUGGGAAGCAAGGCGGGUAAUGCUCAAAGAGCUCGCAGGCUUCUACCGCUCAGAAUUGAUUGGGCACUGUCGUGAAUUAGUGACCCUUCAACGCCAGUGGAAGUCCGAGCUGCCUGUAACUGUUGCCGUCCCCGUCACCGUGCAUCCUGAAGCAAUUGCCAUUGUCGGGGCGGCCAAACCUGUGCGCGUGAAUGUGCGGAAGUCCAAGGGCAAAGAUUCGAAGGGAGCCAAAGGCGGUAGAGGCGAUGACAAUCUCAUGGUGCACAGUCGAGGUCCAGUCAAACUGCCAAUUCGGCGACGAAUCGCCUGGCGUGCCAACGAGAGGGAAGCACUGCGCCGAGGAUUGCUCAGUUUCGGGUUGGGCAGAGCCGACAAGGUUCGAGAUGUGAUGGCCAGUUUGUUGAAAGAACUACGUCACGGGAUCGGGGACAUCGCGGAUUGUUGCUGGGAGUUCUUGCGGUGUUGCGCUAUCCACGCGGAUGCUAAGGAGAUCGUGGAGUAUUCGCACAAACGGUAUGCUGCACACAAGGAGCUAGACCUCGAAUCAGGACAGGAAUUGUCGGAAAGAGUGGGCGUCUUCGAGAAAACAGACAAGAGCUCCACCCUUUGGUUGAGGAGACUCAGACUUCUCGACAGCCUGCAGGAAGUGAUACGUCUGUGUUCGACGAAGGAGAGUCGUGAACUGGCUUACAGGGCCAUCGACUCCGUGAAGGAUGCUUCGGUUCCCAGCGAAUGGUGGAGCCGGGAUGCAGACCUGGCGCUACUGUACGGGAUUUACAAGCACGGAUUCGGGAAUUACGAUUUAAUUCGAAACGACGAAGAGUUCCGAGACGCCUUCAGAUCGAAGAAAUCGAAGAAACUCGGAAACGGCGAAAACACAGAUUCCGAAGAUGAUUUACAAACUCCCUUAUCAGGCAGACAUGACAUGCUGAGCGAAGCCUUCUGGCCCGAUGCGCAGGUUCUGACACGGAGAUUGAAGCGCCUGGUCGAUCACAUCAUUCGGUCGAGCCAGAUGCCACCCAAACCCGCCAAGGGCAGCGCGAGCGCCAGGUCAGGCGAGGACACGCCGUGGAGCAAGCGCGAGAGGCUCGAGCUGAUCAAGCUGCUGAUGAGGUGGGGGGCGCCCAUGCUACCGGGGCCGGUGCCGAAAUUGAACUGGCAAUUCUUCCGCGACGUGACAUCGUCGGCGCCGCUGAGGCGACGAAAGGAUUCGAGCCUGGAAGCAGGGUACCAGGAGCUCAUGAACGACAUGCGCGACUACCUCGAGGGACCGGACGGCCUCGACAAGACGGGCGCCAAGAGGAAGAAUCGAGCACCCAAGGGCCCGAAAGGCGAAUCGAGCGCUGGCGCUGACGAGCAGCCGGCGAAGGCGUCCGUGCUCACUUACAAGACGGCCGUUCGCCUCAAGGAGCGACUCGAGAUCCUCGACACGUUGCGGCUCGGGGUCGAGAGCGUGCGCGGCGACUGGGCCGCGCUGGGCUUCACGCCGCACCAGCACACGCACGAUUUGCCGCGCUGGUGGACGGCGGGCGAGCACGACCGCGCGCUGACGCUCGGCGUCCUCAAGCACGGCGUCGGCAGCUGGGAGGCCAUCUUCGCCGACGCCAGCCUCGGCUUCGACCCCGAUGCGGGCGCGGGAGUCAUGCCCGGGCGCGGGGGUGGGGGUGGGGGUGGGGGAGCGGGGGGCGAGGCCAGCGAGAAGGACGACAGCGACGACGAGAACACCGACGAGGACCACGAGCGCGAGCCCAAGCCGCGACCCGCGGGCGCCAAGCUCCUCGGAGCCGGGGGACCCGCGCCGCUCAACGUGCCGUCGCCCACCGCGUGCAUCAAGCGGCUCAAGUUCGUCGCCAACGUGUUGCGCCGCGCGUUCAAGAAGCCCAAGCCGAAGCGCAAGCGGCCCGCGCCUGCGCCCGCGCCCGAGACGGUGAAGGAGGUGGAGCUCAUGCGCGAGAACGUUCGGGGCCAGAAGCGUCCCGCGCCCGAGAGGGAUCGCGAGCGAGAGCGCGAGGGUGGGGAGAGCGGGAGAGCGCCCAAGCGUCCCAAGUACGUGGCGCCCGCGCCUCCUCCUCCUCCGUCGCCGUCGCCCUCUCCUUCACCGACGGCCGUCGAGGCGGAGGAGGAGAGCACCGAGAUGGAGUACGACAUCGAGCGCGACGAGCAGGGAUACCCGUUGCUCCCGUUGCAGCUCACGGAGACGCUGACGCUGGUGGAUCUGGGCUCGGUGGAUCCCGACAACCCGCGGGUCUUCCACCGCGACCCGUUCGUUUACCCGCUGGGUUACGUUGCGGAGCGCGACUAUCCCAGCAUGGUCAACCCCAGCGAGACCACCAUGUAUACCUGCUCCAUCCUGGACGGUCACGACCGGCCGGUGUUCCAGGUCACCCCCUCUGACGUGCCCGAGCUGACGGUGCAGAAGGAGUCGCCGCAAGGAGUGUGGACCGUGGUCUUCGCCGCCGUCAACCGGCUGUCCAAGGACCCGCACCGCGACCGGCACAACCCGAGCGGCGUCGAGAUGUUCGGCCUGUCGCAUCCGGUCGUCGUGCAGCUCAUCCAGGAGCAGAUCGUGGCCGGCGCCCGCGACUACCGGCACUACCGGCAGCCGCCGCCGCAGCGAGCACCCGAGCUCUCGUCUUACCGGCGCGAGCCGGUGACGGAGCUCGAGGUGCCCAACUCUUCCCGGGACAAGAAGAAGGGCAAGGACAAGCAGCAGCAGCAGCAGAGUCGGAGCUCCGGCAAGAAACGGCAGGAGGAGACCCCCCCGGCCCCUCCUCCCCCUCCCGCUGCCUCCAGGAGGCCGGUUCCACACAAAGUGGAACUCGACCUCAACUCUGACCCCGACGACGAGGACACAGAGUAAAUGAAAGACACGAAUCUGGCACCGCGUCCUGUGUCCGCCCUUCUGAUUGUCUGGGCUCGCAGAAGGAAGGAAUCCUGUGCGGUCGACACACUCAGAACAGUUUAUGAUGUGGCUGCGAGGACUGCGAUAAGGGGAUGAGACAGAGCCCAAGGCAAUACUCUUCUUGCCUUUUUCUGCAACGAAACUCGGGGCGUGUUGGAGUGGUUAUCUCGAGAAGUCCACUUUUAUUCGAUACACUUGGAUCUCUCAGUUAACAGGUCAAAAGUUUCUAGUGGAAGCAACAUAAUCCUAGUCGUCUUCGAGCAAGGAAUGAUCAUUCGUCUGUGAAUCAAGGACUGCAUGAAUCCUGCCGAAGAUGUUUGAUCAUUCAUGAGUUUUGAGUUGUAAAUUCAGUGCAAUUGUAUGUGGUAGGGUUUCAUGUAACAAAGAAAGAGGCUGGGCUCUUUGGUAGCUGAUAUCUGCUUUCUCUAGUAGAAGCCGAUCUUCUUGGCCUUUCUCAAAUCCAUGUCAUUUUGAAGGAUCGGGACUUAACCAACAGGUUACGAGCCCCGUUCAAACCUGAAGGUGACCACCCUUCAGUUAGUCCUUAUUAAAAGGUCGAUGCAUGAGACCGCGAUAGAGGGUACUUUCCUGUGAUAUUCGAGUCACGAAAGGGACGGGUCUUCUUCACUCUAUGAUAGGAAUGGGAUUCUUAUCAAGUGGUAAUCAAUAGCGAGGGUCUUUUGCCCUGAGUCUGUGCUCUCACCCUCACUAGGCUUAUCCGUCACGUAUCAGCCACAGAUGUUGUAUAUAGUAGGGUAGGAACGAAUCCACGGAUGCAACAAUUGUUGUAUGUACAACUUCGUUGUAUACAUGUUAUGCGUUGCUUCCAUAUUGAUAUUGUCAAUAUUUUUCGGUAAUGCAUCUGUACAUACCCCACUCAUAUAUCAUGUAAUGUACCAUGGCAGUCCG
Molecule: messenger RNA, 4969 nt
Organism: Marchantia polymorpha subsp. ruderalis
Lineage: Eukaryota; Viridiplantae; Streptophyta; Marchantiopsida; Marchantiales; Marchantiaceae
Source: the annotation of a GenBank genome assembly